AUGGCCCAGGAGCCGGGCAGGCGGCACGCAGACCGUACGAGCAGGGUAGCAGGAACAGGAGAGCCCGCACACCCGUACGGCUUUGAUAGGCGGCUUCCAUGGGCUGUGGUGCCCACAGUGCCGGUUCCUGUAGAGGCGGGAGAUGGUGCCACGUACGCACCUCUCCUGACACAGGGCGAGCAGGUGGAUGUGCUGGAGCGCCUUGACUCCGUGUUAAGAAACAUUUCGGAGCUAAGAAAAGAAGUGGAGGAGCUACGGAACAGCCUGCAGCACUUAGCUGCCGAAAUCGUCGGUGAAGUCAGGUCCCAUCUGGAAGAAACCCAGAAAGUAACUCGCCGGAGGCGGUUUCCGUUUCCUAGAGAAAGAAGUGAUUCCACAGGCUCCAGUUCAAUUUAUUUCACAGCCAGCUCAGGAGCAGCCAAUACGGACGAUGGAGAAAGUGAAGGAGGGUACACCACGGCCAAUGCCGAGUCUGAUUACGACCGGGAGUCCGAGAGGGAGAGCGAAGAAGGGGAGGACGAAGUGAGCUGUGAAACAGUGAGAACUGCGCGCCGGGAUUCCCUGGAUCUUGUCAACGAGGAUGAAACGCAUUUAAUCUUGGAUUCCUCGCUAGAGGAAGGACUGGGUCAGCUACUGCAGCAGGCUGACCGCUUGCACAACGGAGGCGAGCAGGAGAAGAGAGAGGGAUUCCAGCUGCUGCUGAAUAAUAAACUGGCGUAUGCAGACCAGAAAGACUUUCUUUGGCGCCUGGCCCGAGCACAUAGUGAUAUGUACGAAAUCACAGAAGACAUGGAUGAGAAGAGGUCGUACGCCACUGAUGGGAAAGAAGAGAUGGAAAUUGCCUUACAGAAAUGGGACCAAAGUGGCGAGUGCCAUCAGUGGUACGCUGUUCUUUGUGGGCAGUUAUCGGAACAUGAGAGUAUUCAGAAGCGUAUUCAAACUGGAUAUAUUUUUAAGGAACACAUUGAUAAAGCGAUUGAACUGAAACCAGAGGAUCCAAAGUCUUACUACCUUUUGGGCAGGUGGUGUUACCAGAUUUCCCACCUGGGAUGGCUUGAAAAAAAGACUGCUGCUGCUUUGUUUGAAGCCCCUCCUACAGCCACUGUGCAGGACGCACUGCAAAACUUCUUACAGGCUGAGGAACUGAGCCCAGGAUUUUCCAAAGCAGGAAGAGUAUACAUUGCCAAGUGUUACAGGGACCUGGGGAACAACUCUGCAGCUGCUCUCUGGAUGAAUCUUGCUUCAGAGCUGCCAGUUCAUACAAAAGAGGAUGCAGAAAGUGAGAGAGAACUGGAAGAGAUGCGAUCAGUCUGGGAAGAAUAA
This is a messenger RNA of Nipponia nippon (crested ibis), 1323 nucleotides long. The record is from RefSeq and is a predicted model, not a curated record. Lineage: Eukaryota; Metazoa; Chordata; Aves; Pelecaniformes; Threskiornithidae.